Cotesia glomerata is the source of this 1444-nucleotide messenger RNA. Its product is annotated as ester hydrolase C11orf54 homolog. The coding region runs from base 301 to 1257 and encodes 318 amino acids. Gene Ontology annotation, cellular component: nucleus. Gene Ontology annotation, molecular function: hydrolase activity, acting on ester bonds; zinc ion binding. The transcript is spliced from 5 exons. Lineage: Eukaryota; Metazoa; Arthropoda; Insecta; Hymenoptera; Braconidae. The record is from RefSeq and is a predicted model, not a curated record.
UGCGGCUGACAGCGCUUAAAGGUUCGAGGCAGUUUACUCAAGUAGCUGCAGAAUAAAAAUAUUUCAAGAAAGACAGAAAACUUGAGAAAAAAAGAUAGUUGAUAACGCAAUCAUAAUAAAUAUACUAGUAGCAGAGUAAUGUCAUAGAUAAGAUAAGAAAUAUGUUAAGAUUUAUAUUCACUCCUUGGCAGCAAUUAUUUUUUGUUUAAGCAGUAGUCGAAGCUGGAACCUCAACUUUAUUUAAAGUAAAUUUAACUUAUUUUGAGUGUAUUCAAAUUUCUAGUAUUUCAACAAAUUAUCAUGGCCGAAAAUUCAGGAGAUCAAAUGAAAAUCAAUCAAGUAGCCCUUUUUACUCCAACGUUAAGCGAAAUAAAAAAUGUUAUUACUCCAGCACUUGCUACAAAUUUUGAAGAAAUUGCUGUGGAUCUAGUAGAUUGUCCAGAUUUAACGAAAGUACCAUUUCAAUUAGCAUCUGAAGGGCUUGGUGGACAUCCAAAACUCUUUGAUAUUGGAGGACCACCUUUCCUACUUCCGUCAGUUCAAAGGGAUAAACUUUAUGAUGUUCAAACAAUUUUGAAGCAAAUCAAUUAUAAUAAUAAGGCUUUUGUUAUUGGAGCAGGUGCUGGUCCUUGGCCACAAGUAUCUCGAAAUUGUGAAAUGAUGAUGAAUGUCGUAAUUGAUUCGGAUGAGAUAAAAAAUCAAACUAAACUAGCAUGGGUCGGAGAUGACAACCAGUGUGUGCUUCAGAAUUGUAAAGAAUCCGACACUAGAUUAGCAUUACUAGCCAAUUUAUUUGUUUCUGAAGGAAAACCAGGAAAAGUUAUAAAAGUUUAUGUUAAAACUCGUACUGGAAAUCUUGAUUUUAUUACAACAAUCCAAAAUGCAUUGUCUGCAAGAUAUAGAGGUCAAUUAGUCGGUAUGGGUGGAACAUUCCUUAUUAAACAAGGAAAAGUUAAGCAACACGUUAUGCCAGAUUUUUCACCAGUACCAUUAAAUAGUGAAAAAUCUCUAAAUGAUUGGCUACAUUUUUAUAAUAUGUCAGCACCAUUAGUUGCUGUUGGAACAUUAGUAUCAGCAGAAAGUAAUUUGGACCUUCGUGUUCAACAUUUCCAUAGUUUCAGUGAUCAUGGUGAGGGUGGUCAUUAUCAUAUCGAUGUAACUCCUGAUACUGUUGAAUAUUUAGGAUACUUUAACAUCGCAGAUUGCUUGUACCGAAUCGAUCAGCCACCUAAAAGUGUUUUAUUUGGUAAAGAUUAGUUGCCAAAUAUAUUUUUAGUUUAUCUCGAAAAUUUUUUUAUAUAGUUAUUUGAUACAAUGUUUACCUACACAAAAUUUUAAAAAGUGAUCGCAGUAAUGAAAAAUCCCUCAUUUUAUUACUGCAAUAUUAUAUUUAUAAAUAAAUUAUACUCCAAAUUUUAUACAUAUAACUGAGUGUCAUUAUGAA